This is a messenger RNA of Pundamilia nyererei, 3565 nucleotides long. RefSeq names its product D-aminoacyl-tRNA deacylase 1 (gene dtd1). The record is from RefSeq and is a predicted model, not a curated record. The coding region runs from base 87 to 710 and encodes 207 amino acids. NCBI's taxonomy places the organism in Eukaryota, Metazoa, Chordata, Actinopteri, Cichliformes, Cichlidae. Gene Ontology annotation, cellular component: cytoplasm. Gene Ontology annotation, biological process: tRNA metabolic process. Gene Ontology annotation, molecular function: D-tyrosyl-tRNA(Tyr) deacylase activity. The transcript has 6 exons.
UUCAACCACCAGGGGGAGACAUCGUGCCGUGCGCUCUGUUGAUUCCCGGAAGUUGUGACAGUGUGCUCCCCAACACAACCACAACAAUGAAAGCUAUCAUUCAGAGAGUCACGAAGGCGAGUGUGACAGUGGGCGAGGAGCAGAUCAGCUCGAUCGGACAUGGACUGUGUGUGCUGCUGGGCAUAUCUGUGGAGGACACGCAGAGGGAUGCUGAGUACAUGGUGCGUAAGAUCCUGAACCUGAGGUUGUUCGAGGACGAGCACGGCCGAGCGUGGAGCAAAAGUGUCAUGGAGCGAGACUUUGAGGUUCUGUGUGUGAGCCAGUUCACCCUGCAGUGCAUCCUGAAGGGCAACAAGCCGGAUUUCCACUCGGCCAUGCCCGCAGAACUCGCUCAGCCUUUCUACGACAGCAUGCUGGAGAACAUGAGGAGCACUCACAAACCGGAGCUCAUUAAAGAUGGGAAGUUUGGGGCUCGCAUGCAGGUCCACAUUCAAAACGACGGACCGGUCACCAUCGAACUGACAUCACCGACUGGACCCACAGACCCCAAACAGCUAUCAAAGCAGGAAAAGCAGCAGCAGAGGAAAGAGAAGACGCGCUCCAAGGGUCCCUCAGAGUCCGGCAGGGAGAAGGGCGCCCAGCGUUCUCGACAGGACCCCAACGCCAGCAGUGGGGCAGAGGGGGACGUGUCUUCGGAGAGGGAGCCUUAGGUCAUCAAGAUGUCGUACUGGGGACAUGACGGUGAGCCCAGUUUCCUCAGGAAGGCCUUAAACCUCAGCGACUCUUUCACCUGAUCCUGGACUGUCCUUCCUGUUUGGAAAUCAGCAGGAUUCGUUCAGCCUGUUUCAGACAUCGUCCCCUUGGCCUCUCUCCUCCACACUCAGAUAGGACCAGCUACAUGUAGCAAAGAUGAUGUCUGGCCACAUGACACUGCACACUUUUCUUAGAUUUGCGAGGGGAGGGGAGGCGUGGGUGAUGGCAACAUCAUAAAACCGUGCAGCCCAGUAGCUUUAUGUGCUCGGCUUUCCUUUUCCCCUCGCUCCCUUUCUUUCCAUCGUUUCAUGUUUCUGCCGCCAUCUGUCUCUUUGUCUUUUGCUUUCUCUCUGUCUGUUCUGACUUAGUCUCUGUUUAGAGACAUGACUCUGACCCUGAAGCACAGCUCAGCUCCGAGUUUAUACUGCAGGAACAUCAUGGUAGUGAGAAUGUACCAAGCUUGUUAUAUUGUGACACUUGUCAAAUUUUUGAGGUCUAAGAGGUUAUUUUACCUUUUUGAGUAGCAGAUUUUGUUUAAGGUCAAACUGAAGUUGCUACCACCGUCUGCUCUGUAAAAGAAAUGGCCCUGUUGUUUGUAGCUGGACAAGUUUACGUUUCAUAUGCAAAGACUUGAGAUGAAACUUCUGUAAAGUCAGUCAUUGGUUAGUGAAGUCCUCAAGCUCAGUCUUUUUGGCCUUACCUUCUUAAUUUGAAACUAAAUGUGCACCUGGAUCCUGCUUUCUCCUAAUUCUGGCUGUAAAUUUGUAAAAUGAUCAUCAUGUUUUAGUAAAGAAGACCGAAAAAUAUCAGCGGAGCACAUAAACACAUCACCAGUAUUUACUUUUCCUUCUUCUUUUUUUUUUAAAUUUGAGAUCACUGAUGAAUUUUUCCCACACUGAUUUCUGUACAAACGGACUGCUUUUUUAGCAGCUAGUUGAGUCGCCCCUUGCUGGCCUUUUGCAUGGUCUUCACUUUCUGGAAUCAGAAGCUACGUCACUAAUAAGUAGACAGCAGUCUGCAGCAACACCCCACAAAAGCUUCAAAGAACAGCCUGCAUUAAAUCUCCAGCUACAUGUAAGCACGAUGCUGCACGCCGACUUGCUAAGUUAGCUAACAAACAUCCACUGGGUAAAAGCGCAUUGCUAACAACAUUAGUUUGGCUAACCAGCCGAGUCUUGGCUAACUACUGUCUGCUAGCAACUUAGUGACGUAGCAUAAAGAUGGCUGUGUAUCAUGUACUCAUUUAGCGGCGCACAUUUGUUAACAUUAUCUGCUUGCACUGACUCAGCUUUCACUGAAACAUGAAUGGUAACCAACUAACUCAGAGGCUGCCAGAGUGGUUUUGAUGCCCCAAAUCAUUAUUGUCUCUUCAUUAACAGAAAUAAGAAUAGCUUUACACUUUAAAAUCACUUUGACUAGACUACAGCAGACGGAGAUGUGAUUUCAGUUGGACUUUAAAUGCUAAAAUGUGACCUGUGUCUCAGUGUGUUCCUCAAUUUAUUGACCCACUCAGUGGGAAUGACUCUAGAAAGGGUGCUGCAGUCGAUUGUAAGACCAGGAUCGAGUUUCUGCGACUGCCCCAUUCACCUGUGCUUUACACCUGCGGAGAGGGGCCAGCUGCACCUCACUAUCAGUGUGACCAGACCAACUCUGACAUCAGCUAUUUAUUCAUGUUUCUCAUUGUGACGCUGUCCUGCUGUCACUCGACAGAUCUGAAUGUACGUUUUGUUGUCGUUUUUAUAAAGGUGUAAGAAAGAAGCGUCUCUCUGUUUGUGUGUUGCAUUCUGCUCAUUUUAAUGCAAACAGCAGGGAUGCUUGGCCUUAUUUCUACUUUCAGCAUCACCACCUGGCCUCUGUACUGUCCCAACUUUAGUUUUCUUCUUUUUUUGGUUGGCUAUUCCUGGCCAACCAUGCUAUACCCCUCUCAUCCCUUUCCUUCUGAUUUGAGAUUGCGGUGGAGAGGAAGAGGAGCUGCUGCAUCCUGGAUAUGGGAGCUAUCUGAGAGGGAAGACAUGACCCAGAUAUGUCUGCUAGCUAGCUACCUAGCCUUGGUGUUUCAAACUGCUAGAACUGCAGCUUUCCUCUGCAGUGGCUGCAUUGUGAUCCCAAUGCCAGAGGAAGGAGGAGGUAGGCUGUGUGGGUUAUUGACCAGGGGAGGGCUGGUGCAGGACAGAUGUCUCGCUGUGGGGAAUCACCUGUUUGCGUGUGUGGAUGUGGACGUCCUGAGCUGCUGGGCAGGGCAGUGGGUGCGGUGUGAGGCGGACAUGGGAAACUGGGUUAAAUUCCAGGCAUUCUCCUACAUCUGAAGCCGCACUGUUUCUGGUUUGUCUUUUCUACAACUUAUCUUACAUCUUGUGUGUGUGAGCGAGUCCUUUGCCAAGCCUACUGGCUAUGGAAAAACAAUUUAACUGGAUUUAAUUUGUUGCCCCCCUCCUCCUCCCCACCCACCCACUCCUCCUCCUUCCUCUUCCCUCCUUCCCCACAGUUAUUUCUUACGUCUGGGAGGUUGGGGGAAUUCAGCGUGUUUAGUAACUCCGUGCCGAGUCUGAUGUAGCUUUGGAGGUUAGACAGGCCCGGUUUCAUGGCAGCUUAAAGGCCUCGAAUCAUGUUGGCAUCAUCACGAGAGAGUAAACAAUUCCCAACUGAUUUAGAAGAACGUUUUCCAGGACACAUCAGAAACCGAUGUAGAAGUGUCACUCGUAUCCUGGUUGCCUUUAGAUCACUCUGGGCUCUUUGCUCUAAAGGGUUAAUAAGGCACAAUGAAACCAGUUGCCUAGAGCCCUGACCACUUUUUUCCAUUCUUGCUGGAAAG